AUGGCAUCAGAACAAAAAGCUAGUCUUCAAUGUUUGAGCUUAAAUCUGCUUACAGAAAUUUCUGAAUAUCUUCUACCCCUUGAUAUAGUCUCUCUCCUUGGAGUCUGCAAACGCCUCCACUCUUUUUGGACCUCCAAACUCGCCUAUAAAACAAUCCUAAACCCACCCUAUUUCAAUCUAACUGUUAGAGAAUCAUGGCUUCUUUUGCAAAUCAAAUAUUUAUCUGAGCGUAAAAAUUAUCCUGAAAUUCAAAGAAUUGGUUCCUUGAAAAUGAUUUAUGUUCUCGAUAUAUCUUAUAGCCCUUUGGUUUUGACCUUAUUUUUAGAUAAAAAUUUAUCAAAAUGAAAACCAUAUAAAAACAAUAGAUACAAAAUUAUCAAAAAUCUUGAAACGAAUUUCUCUUACUUACUUAAUUAUCUGGUGGUUAAGGUGUCUAGUGCCACAGCCCAAAAUGGACCUAUGGCAAAACUAGUGACGUAGGCGAGCCAUCUUGGAACAGGUCAGCCCUGGCCAAGCCUUCUAUCAACUCCUGCUUCACCAGCCUUGCUGCACGUCUCACCCGGCGCGAUGCCGUCGCCCUUGUCUCGACUCAGCUCCUGCGCGUGUUCCGCCUAAGGGUCAUCUUCCCGUGGAGAUGUGCUGAGAGGUAAAAGCCCGAAAUCUUGAGAGGACUGAGGAGCAGUUCCUCUGGUUAUCCCCAGAGUUAAACCACUAUUGCUGUCCAGAAGUUCUCGAGUGAAAACCUAACCCCAUAAAUAAAAUUCCAUGAGGGAGAGAAAAUUAGCAGAGCUAAUUUCUCUCGAACCGAAUGCCAUUUUAUUUAUGAAACGAAUUUCUCAGUUCAUUCUCUGGCUUAUCACAAUGGCCAUUUAUGCAUUCUAUAUACCAUAUACAUAAAAUGGCGGACGGCGACCGACCCACCCUCUCAGUGGUGGUUACCCAUGUAUAUCCGGGCAUGGUUUUUGGAGCCAAGAGUUAGCCCAACAACGUCUGGGACCUCGAAGCGAGAGGCCUAAGCGCAAAAGCCGCUGUUUUUGUGACUCCUUUUUGCCAGCAGCGCUCAGCCCAGUGAGUGCCCGAAAUGAGGCAGGGCGACUUACCUGCCUAAGCUGCUUUUGUGGCUCGCCCCAAAUGGCGAAAGCUGUUGAGUUCUUUCUCGGGAUGACUGGAAAAGAGGGGAAGGCGAGUUAGACAACUAAAUGGGGAUCUCUCCAGUUUAAAAGGUGCCCUUCAAUGGGCAGAUCUGGCGGACGACGCAGCGGAGUUGGCGUAAACUUAGGCGACGAUCCAAGUUGGAAAUGGAGGCGGUCAGCAAAGCCGGUAUAAGACGGCCCUUGACAUUGCCUCUACCGAGAAACCGGGGUUUCGGCCCGGGCUUGGUGAACGCUCUGCCACCAUGCGGGAAACCGUAGCAUGCUUCCUCGGACGUAGUGGGGACCUUAAAUACCUAGCGUUAAUCUAAUCUAAUCUAAUUUAUGCAUUCUAUAUACCAAUAAUAUGCUGAGAUGUUUAUUAAAUAGUGAAAUAUUGCUUAAUAUUGAGAAUUUUGAAAUAAAUUAUUUAAAUGUGCUGAAAAUGUUUUAUUUGAAUAAUGCUGAGUAUUUAGUAUUAUUUCUCAAUUCAGGAUGAGUCGUUUUUAUGAAUAAUCAAUGCGAAAUUAUUUCAAAUCGAAAAAUAGGUACUAUUUCUGAAUAUAAAGUAAUAAAAAAUGAUAUCUUUAUUGCGUGUGUAUAUAAUGAAGUCAUUGCUAUAUCCCCAAAUAAAGUCCAAAAACUUUGUGUCUUCAAAGAUAUAGUUAGCCCAAAUAUUUUUAUAAAUAAAGAAAGUCAAAAAAUAAUAAUAGGAAUUUCGAAAAAUGUAGAGACUCAAUUUCAGCAUAAAUCAAUUCAAAUUGCAAAAAAAGGAAAAUAUUAUGCAGAUAUUGAGAGGCGUUUGUUUUUCCAAAAGAUUAACAAUAGAAGUUGUGUCUCAGUCGUUGAUGAAAAAACUAAUAAAAAAUAUCGAUUUAAAGCUGCUAGGGAAGUUGCUAGCAUAUUUGGCGACAAAAGAAUGAUACUUGUAGCAGUAAACCACUGAGAGAAUAGGCAAACAAGUCUUUUAUUUUAUUUAUGAGAAGAUGGAUCGCCAAUUUUUACAAAAGAUUUUGAUAAGAAUAUAAAUGUUUUAGGAUUUGAGUUUCCUUAUGUCAUUUAUUCGUAUACUUCUGAUAUAAUGAUUGAGGAAAUUCAUGUUAUGAAGUUGUAG
Blepharisma stoltei is the source of this 2244-nucleotide messenger RNA. Lineage: Eukaryota; Ciliophora; Heterotrichea; Heterotrichida; Blepharismidae. The record is from the annotation of a GenBank genome assembly.